CUUGCGAGUAGUCAACUACCGGACGAUAUAUCCACUGGAUGAGGAUCGCUCUGAGCAGAGGAGUGUGUCAUGACUCAUGAGCUAGCCAGCUUACGGUGAGCGCUAAGCUAUCUACAGUGCUACUACAUACAUACACAUGUUUGUCCUUGCCGUCUCCGUGUGCCGUGUACGCCUAUAUAAAUACACGGGCCUCUACCCCUGGCCGGGACCCUUGUCCUUGGUACGCGUACACUGCACCUUCAACCACCAAGCAUAAAUCUCCUUGAACUCGAUCCCUUUCUUGAUUCAUCGAUCGAUUGAUAGAUCUGCGCGUUGAUGGGGCGGCCGCCGUGCCGCGACGAGGAGGGCGUGAAGAAGGGGCCGUGGACGCCCGAGGAGGACCUCGUCCUCGUCUCCUACGUCCAGGAUCAUGGCCCCGGCAACUGGCGCGCCGUCCCCGCCAAAACAGGGCUGAUGCGGUGCAGCAAGAGCUGCCGGCUGCGGUGGACCAACUACCUCCGCCCGGGCAUCCGCCGCGGCGGCUUCUCCGACCAGGAGGACAGGCUCAUCGUCCACCUCCAGGCGCUCCUUGGCAACCGGUGGGCCGCCAUCGCCUCCUACCUCCCCGACCGCACCGACAACGACGUCAAGAACUACUGGAACACACACCUCAAAAAGAAAAUCAUGCCCCAGCAACAACAGCUGCAGCAGCAGCAUCAGCAGCGCGCCUCCCCCUCGGCAUCGCCGCCGCCGCCCUCUCAGAGCCAGUGGGAGCUCAGGCUGCAGACGGACAUCGACCUCGCCAGACGCGCCCUGCGCGAGGCCCUCUCCGUCGACGCCGCCGGCCCGAUGAACACCACGAGCCAGGCGUUGCCUGGCGAGCCGGCCGCGCGCGCGCACAGCGCGCGCAACAUCUUCGGCAUGCUGGACGGGUGGGCACCGGCGCCAGCUGGGAAGAGCCCGGCGACGCCGCCUCGCGCGGCCGAGAGCACCUCCGGGUCGACGCCGGAGCUCACCGACGGCUCCGGCUCCACCUCCAUCGCGUCCAAGCGCGCUGCGCGGGUGGCCGGCCCGCUGUUCGGGCGCGACGCGGAGGUGCCGCAGCUCUCGGCGAUCGAGUCGUGGCUGCUGGAGGACGACAGCGGCGAGCAGCAGCCGGCGCAGGAGGGCCUGCCGCUCGAUGCCGCCCUGCAUAAUUUUGCGUUCUAAAGUUUAAUUAUCAAUAAUCAAAGAUUUUCUAGGCUGCUUAAUUUAUCAAUAAUCGAAUGUAGGUAGUGGUUGCUAAUCUAAUUCUCGUCCGUACAAGAGUACGCGGAUCGACUAUUUGCAUUCCCAAAGUAAAACCAUGAUGCGAGUGACGUUGAAAUGCACGUGUUGUACUAGCAAGCAUAUAAAUUUAUCUUAUGGCCUGCUUCAAAAACAUGUUAUUUCCCCCCAAAUUCGUACGGGAUUUGAACUGAUCUAUGUGAAGUUUUUUUUUU
Phragmites australis (common reed) is the source of this 1460-nucleotide messenger RNA. Its product is annotated as myb-related protein 306-like. Gene Ontology annotation, biological process: response to auxin. The record is from RefSeq and is a predicted model, not a curated record. The coding region runs from base 316 to 1188 and encodes 290 amino acids. The transcript is spliced from 3 exons. NCBI's taxonomy places the organism in Eukaryota, Viridiplantae, Streptophyta, Magnoliopsida, Poales, Poaceae.